Nannospalax galili (Upper Galilee mountains blind mole rat) is the source of this 1063-nucleotide messenger RNA. Its product is annotated as zinc finger protein 653. Gene Ontology annotation, cellular component: nucleus. Gene Ontology annotation, biological process: regulation of transcription by RNA polymerase II. The record is from RefSeq and is a predicted model, not a curated record. Gene Ontology annotation, molecular function: transcription coregulator activity. Lineage: Eukaryota; Metazoa; Chordata; Mammalia; Rodentia; Spalacidae.
GCAAAUACCUUUAAUCACUGAGCCAUCUUACUGGCCCACACCAGGUCUUUUAACGUGGAUGCUGGAGAUAGAACUCAGGUCCUUGUGCUUGCCAGACAUGCGCUUUACCUGCUGAGCCAUUCCUGUAGCUAGUAACUGUCUCCUUUCUUCUCUCACUGCAGUAGGCAACGGUCUGGUGGCUAGUAGCUCUGACUCGUCCAGCUCUGGCUCCAGCUCUGACUUGGAUGAACCUCCCAAUGUUCAGCCGGUCAAAGUGUCAUCUGCAGCAGCAGUCACCCCCACCAGCCCUGUGGACAGCAGUGGACUCAUCACUCAGGAAGGCGUUCAUAUUCCCUUUGAUGUCCACCAUGUGGAGAGCCUGGCUGAGCAGGGCACCCCACUGUGCCCCAACUCUGCAGGCAGUGGACCCGAGGCCCUGGAGACGGUGGUGUGUGUGCCAGUGCCCAUGCAAGUGGGCACCGGCCCUGGCACCCUCUUUGAGAAUAUGCCCCAAGAGGCUCUGGGCGAGGUGGUAGCCAGCUGCCCAGUGUCAGGCAUGGUACCUGGCUCCCAGGUCAUCAUCAUUGCCGGCCCUGGCUAUGAUGCCCUAACAGCUGAGGGCAUCCACCUCAAUGUGGCUGCAGGCAGUGGUACCCCCAGCAGCGGCCUGGGUGAGGAGGUGCCCUGUGCUAUGAUGGAGGGUGUGGCGGCCUACACCCAGACGGAGCCUGAGGGCAGCCAGCCCAGCACCAUGGACACCACCUCCAUAGCUGGCAUCGAAACCAAGAAAGACACCACGCUGUGUCACUCAGUAGAGAAGGAGGAGAAAGAGGAUGCAGUGGCCCCAGAGCUGGCAGAGCUGGCAGCCACCAUGCAUGACAGCACAGAGCCCGAGGCAGAGGUGGACGGGGAGGAGUUGGACAGCAGUGACAUGUCAGCCAUCAUCUACGAGAUCCCCAAGGAACCUGAGAAGAGGCGGCGGAGCAAGCGGCCACGGGUGAUGGAUGCUGAUGGCCUGCUUGAGAUGUUCCACUGUCCCUACGAGGGCUGCAGCCAGGUCUACGUGGCUCUCAGCAGCUUCCAG